AUGCAUCCACUGAACCCCGCUGUUGACGACGGCCAGCUCAUCCAUGACAUGCGGUUUUACCUAGCCUCGUUACCGCGUUCUCCAGCCUCGCCAUCACCUGAGGGUGUCUGGCUAGAAGAUGCACCAGGCACUCCACCUUGUGCUUCUAGUGAUGAGGUGGCAAGCCAGUCAAUGCUAGCCGCUACUGAUGCCCAACCUCAUCGGCCUACUGCUGUUGAUUCGUGUUCGAGGGCAGAAGCCGAGACGGAGAAUGGCUGUGUCGCAUGCCCUGUUGACCGUACCAACAAAAGUGAUGGCCAUGUCAACAAUGAGGACCAGACUGAUGAUUGUGGACGCAAUUCCCCUGAUCGAUCCAGCAUGGAAACUACGUUGUUGCGGAGCUCGGCUCCUCUCGAGCACCUUCCUAACGAAGUGCUGCUUCAUAUCCUGGGGUUCUUGGAUGUUAGUGAUUUACUGGCAACAUCUAGGACUAGUCAUCUCCUUCGAAGUUUGUCCUUGGCUCCUAUUCUUCAUCACUACCGGCUUCGACGCACUCGCCAAGUCUUACCUCCGUUACUUUCAUCUCCCACUCGACCCACGGUUGCGGAUCUCAUUUCUCGUUCCAUCUUUCUGACGCAUACCUCGGUUGUAUCUCGCCGUUUGGCCUGGUCACUCGUCUCUAUUCGCCUGUCCAGAAGACUCGCAGCUCGUCCGUCUGCCGAGGCUCUUGUUCAGCGAUGUGUGCUCCCAAAGGAGUGCGUACCUGGUAUGUCGUCAGUUCUUAUCGCGCCAGCAUUGGUGGCGAAGAGGAAAGCGGUAGAAAAGGAGAAAGUCAAGGACGGACUCAGACGUUGGAUUGCAGCAAAAUGGAAGGGCGAAGUAAGAGAGCGAGAGGAGGAGCUGAGACGAUGGCAUGAGAGUAGAGGCGUUGGCCGUGUUUGGAAAUUGACCAAAUUUUGGGAACGUUAUGUUUAUCAUGGUAGCUGA
Messenger RNA from Metarhizium acridum CQMa 102, 966 nucleotides. The record is from RefSeq and is a predicted model, not a curated record. NCBI's taxonomy places the organism in Eukaryota, Fungi, Ascomycota, Sordariomycetes, Hypocreales, Clavicipitaceae.